ACUUUUGGCAGCCAUUGUUUGUCUAAAAAAUUCCAAUUUAUUAACUCUUCUUCUCCUUUCUUCUUACGGCAGAAAAAAUUUUUUGUUAUGGUUGAGUAAUUCUAUUGGAUGUCUCUCACGUUUUGUAAGUUUUUUUUCUUCUUCUUCAGAUAACGGGUAGGGUUAUGGUUGUAAUGAGUUUUUGAAGUCUAUUAUUUGGAAUCAAAUAAUUGAAGAAGGCUACAAAUUUGGGACUAUGUGGGAAAGCAAUGGAGUGAUUUUGAAUGAGAAGGUUUCGGCAAUGACAGGUCAGCAACUUAGCUUGCAGCUUUGUUUUAUCAAUUUUCAUACCGGCGGGAAGGUGGCUUUGACCCUUUAUGUUACAUGUCUAAAUAGUGGGGUAUAUCCUUCAGAGAUCCUUCCAUAUGAGGUACAGGAUCCCAAGACUGAUUCACAAAAAUCGAGGCCAGUUGAGAAUGAAAUUAGAUCUGCAGCUGAGAAUCUUGAAGUUGGAUACAUGAGGAUAUUGAGGCUCUGCAGAUGUGUUUCCCAAGUUCUGCAAGCUUCAAGCAUGUAAAAUUUGUAAACAAUGGAGGUUAGUAAAUAGGACACUUCAUGCACUUGUCCAUUAAAUUUGGGCAUUGUAGUUGGUGUUUUGUGGAUGGUGAGUACAGGAGGUCCUGUCCUUGCUCUUAUAUUUUAGCUGAUGAUAGCUCCAUCAUGUAUUUGAGAUUUCUAUGUGUUCCUAUAGCGAUGUUCUAGCUAACUGUCCAUCGCUACGAGUGUAAAGUUAACAAGUCAAUCUAGUUUUGUGAGCUUGAGGAUUUCUUUGUUCCUGUUGUCAUUCCAAUUGUUUAUUUGUUAAAAAAACUAAGUUUCACAAGUUAAAAUGACCACAACUUUGUUUGGAAAGGAAAAA
Molecule: messenger RNA, 898 nt
Organism: Cannabis sativa
Lineage: Eukaryota; Viridiplantae; Streptophyta; Magnoliopsida; Rosales; Cannabaceae
Exons: 3
Coding region: 236-556 (106 amino acids)
Source: RefSeq, a predicted model, not a curated record